This is a messenger RNA of Limulus polyphemus (Atlantic horseshoe crab), 562 nucleotides long. RefSeq names its product integrin beta-1-like. Lineage: Eukaryota; Metazoa; Arthropoda; Merostomata; Xiphosura; Limulidae. The annotation marks the transcript as partial. Gene Ontology annotation, molecular function: integrin binding. Gene Ontology annotation, biological process: integrin-mediated signaling pathway; cell adhesion mediated by integrin; cell-matrix adhesion. The transcript is spliced from 6 exons. The record is from RefSeq and is a predicted model, not a curated record. Gene Ontology annotation, cellular component: focal adhesion; integrin complex; cell surface.
UUCCCGUGAAUCCACUGUAUGUAUGUGUGUGUGUAUGCUGGAGGGGGACCUCAUCCUCAAACUAGCCCGAGGAGAAUGUGGAUUCCUAUAAUUUUAGGAUACAUCUUUAUCCAACACUUGUUUCUGGACUGCGUGGAGUCCCAAGAUGUUGAAGAAAUUAAGGUCACUAUAUGCACCACAGCUACUACCUGUGGUGAAUGCAUUCAAUUACCAGAAUGUGCCUGGUGUAAACAGGAGCAGUCGAUCUAUGAAAGAUGUGUUCCUAAGGAAGACCCUGGUCACUGUCGAGAGGAAGAUGUCAUCAACCCUCAGCCCUCGACACUGAUCCCCGAGAGUGAUAUGUCCCUGAAUAAUGGUGAAACUAGCAACAACGGAGAACCUGAAAUUGCACAACUUAGACCUAGCAGAGUUAAGCUCAGACUACGAAAGGAUUCUCCUUUGAAGUUCAAAAUUACUUUCACGCAAGCGGAAGACUAUCCAGUGGAUCUGUAUUAUUUGAUGGAUUUCACAUUUUCUAUGACAAAACAUAAGGAGCAAGUUGUGGAAGCUAUUGAAAAUAUUG